Messenger RNA from Ricinus communis (castor bean), 2142 nucleotides. Its product is annotated as protein DETOXIFICATION 33. Gene Ontology annotation, cellular component: membrane. The coding region runs from base 490 to 1980 and encodes 496 amino acids. The transcript is spliced from 9 exons. Gene Ontology annotation, biological process: xenobiotic detoxification by transmembrane export across the plasma membrane. Gene Ontology annotation, molecular function: xenobiotic transmembrane transporter activity; antiporter activity. The record is from RefSeq and is a predicted model, not a curated record. Lineage: Eukaryota; Viridiplantae; Streptophyta; Magnoliopsida; Malpighiales; Euphorbiaceae.
UGUCAAGAAUAAAUGGCCAGACUAUAAUUUUUAUAUUUUUAUUAUAUAUAAGUUUGUUAUCAUUUUCGAGAGUAGUUAGUUUGGCAAAUACUUUUAGUCCCGACGAAAUUGAACAGGCCCACGUUUCCCCCUUAAUAUUACAGAGAAAGUUGGUAGCAGGAAAGGAUUUACUUUUCUUUCUCCUUUUAAUUUUAAUAAAGACGUUUUUGUUGUCUUUCUUCUCUCAAUUGUUAAAUCUUUGACUUUAUGUUUUUCGAUUUUCACCAACUUCAACCUCAACUCAUGAAUAUAUUUUUCUAUCGUGUUUUUGGUUUGAUUAUUACGGAGAAAUAGUUUUCAAUGAAAAAGAGCAGUCCCCUAAAAGAAGCUCAACUGAUUUGCAGACACCUACAAAGAAUCAGGAUACAGGUAUAACACAUUUAAAAGAGAAAAAAGUGGCCUUUCAUGGUUAUUGAUGAAUGAGAGGUGACAUUAUAUAAGGCAAAAGGGAUGAUGGAGGAAAAAGCUUCUUCAAUUCAAGAAAGGCAUUUUGGAUUAGAGAUGCAGGUAACUGAGCCUAUGAGAAAAGAAAAGAUGGUGAAAAGAAGCUGGGAUGAAUCAAAGAGGAUGUGGGAGAUAGCAGCUCCUGCUAUGAUAACAGCAGUAACUCAAUUCUCUAUUGGGUUUGUCACUUCUGCAUAUGUUGGCCAUUUAGGAGAGGUGGAGCUUGCUGCUGUUUCAAUUGUUCAGAAUGUAAUUGAAGGCUUUGUAUAUGGGGUCAUGUUAGGGAUGGGAAGUGCCCUGGAAACGCUAUGUGGUCAAGCUGUUGGUGCUGGACAACUUAACAUGCUUGGAGUCUAUAUGCAAAAAUCAUGGAUCAUUACUGGGGUCGCAGCUUUGUUUUUAGCGCCUUUUUAUAUUUUCGCUUCGCCAUUACUACAGCUCCUUCAUCAAGACAAAGACAUCUCAGAGCUUGCUGGAAAGUACUCAAUCUGGGUACUACCUCAGUUGUUUGCUUUUGCAAUAAAUUUCCCAAUACAGAAGUUUCUCCAAGCGCAAAGUAGAGUAUGGGUUAUGACAAUCAUUUCUGUCAUAGCCUUAGCAUUUCAUGUGCUGUUGAAUUGGUUGCUUGUGACAAAGCUAGACCAUGGGCUACUUGGAGCUGCUAUUGCAGGGAAUAUUUCAUGGUUGGUUAUAGUUUUGGCUCAGAUAGUUUAUGUGGUUUCAGGAUUUUUCCCUGAAGCCUGGACUGGUUUUUCCUGUUCAGCUUUCAAGUCAUUAGCUGGUUUUGUAAAACUCUCUCUUGCAUCAGCUGUAAUGUUAUGCUUGGAGCUAUGGUACUUUACAGCUGUGAUUCUUAUGGUGGGAUGGUUGAAGAAUCCAGAAAUUGCAGUUGAUGCCAUUUCCAUUUGCAUGAACCUGCAGUUGUGGACUCUGAUGAUUGCUCUCGGUUUCAAUGCAGCAAUAAGUGUGCGAGUUUCAAAUGAACUUGGGGCCGGAAAUCCUAAAGCAGCAAAAUUCUCUGUAAUGGUGACUGUUUUAACAUCCACAAUACUUGGAGUUCUAUUCACAGCUGUGAUUUUGGCAACCAAGAAUGAGUUUCCAAAGGUAUUUACUGGAAAACCAGCAGUCAUGCAGGAGGCAUCAAAGCUAGGUUACUUCUUGGCGGCAACAAUCUUCCUCAACAGCAUUCAACCUGUGCUCCAUGGUGUAGCAGUUGGUGCUGGUUGGCAACUGUCUGUUGCCUUGAUUAAUAUUGCCUGUUACUACAUCGUGGGACUUCCUAUCGGCGCAGUGCUUGGCUACAAGUUUAAGCUUGGUGUUAAGGGCAUAUGGUCAGGAAUGUUGGCUGGUUGUGUGCUUCAAAUAGUCAUUCUAAUUUUCAUCAUGCUCCGAACCAACUGGAACAAAGAAGCUGUGCAAUCUGAGGAGCGGAUGAGAACUUGGGGUGGCUCUCCUAAAACUCGACAAAGUCCAUCAGAGGCCAACAUAGAUGAGUGAUCAAUACAUUGUGGAAACAAACCUGAUAAAUACCAAUAUCAGGUUGUAGUUUAUUAGAUUUUUAUUAUAGCCAAAAGGGCUACCACAUUUUUUUGUUCACUUACUUAUACUUUACUGUUCAGUGCUGCUGAUCCUAAAUAUGAGUAUCCUAAUUUGCAACUA